This is a messenger RNA of Penicillium arizonense, 1524 nucleotides long. RefSeq lists its product as uncharacterized. Bases 1 to 1524 code for a protein of 507 amino acids. The transcript has 6 exons. Gene Ontology annotation, biological process: transmembrane transport; carboxylic acid transport. The record is from RefSeq and is a predicted model, not a curated record. NCBI's taxonomy places the organism in Eukaryota, Fungi, Ascomycota, Eurotiomycetes, Eurotiales, Aspergillaceae. Gene Ontology annotation, cellular component: plasma membrane. Gene Ontology annotation, molecular function: carboxylic acid transmembrane transporter activity.
AUGGCUUCCGAGCGAGUUAUUUCCGAGCGUGACUUGACCGCGCUCCCAGUGCACGAUGGACGAGAGCACAUCUCAACUGAGAGCCUGGCUAUCGCGAGAAACAGUCCCUCGAAAGACGUUUCGAAGAGACAGAGUCUCUCGGACUUGUUUACCAUCUUUGCCUGCGGCUUUGCUCUGAUCAGUGAUGGAUAUCAGAACAACCUGAUGACUAUGACCAAUGUCCUCCUCAAAGCUGAAUACCCCAAGGAGUACACCACCGUCGUCAGCACACGUGUGUCUAAUGCACUGCUGGUCGGCGAAGUUGUCGGACAAGUCGUCAUUGGACUGACAUGCGACUACCUGGGUCGCAAGACGGCCAUCGUCUUCACUACCCUCAUGAUCGUCAUUGGAGGAAUCCUUGCCACAGCCUCACACGGCGUGACUAUCAAUGGCAUGUUCUGGAUGAUGACCGUUGCGCGUGGCGUUGUCGGGUUUGGAGCCGGCGGCGAAUAUCCCGCCUCCUCAACCGCGGCCUCAGAAGCAGCAAAUGAUCUCAUGCCCAAACGCCGAGGCCCGGCCUUCAUCAUGGUCACCAACUUCCCCUUAUCAUUCGGAGGACCUUUCGCCGUGUCAAUCUUCCUAAUGGUACUCUGCGCCUGUAGCCAGACAAACUACAGCACCGUCUGGCGAGUAUGUUUCGGUAUUGGCUGCGUCUGGCCAUUGUCGAUUUUCUACUUCAGAAUCCGCAUGCUGAACUCCGUUCUCUACCGCCGUGGCGCAAUCAAGAAACAUGUUCCCUACAAACUCGUGCUGCGAUACUACUGGAGAUCAUUGAUUGGGACAUGCGGAGCUUGGUUCCUCUAUGACUUCGUCACUUUCCCAAAUGGUGUCUUCUCCGGCACAAUAAUCUCCAGCGUCGUCCACAACGGCACGAUCCUCCAAACGGGCGAAUGGCAACUCCUACUCGGAGCAAUCGCCCUGCCCGGCGUAUUCCUCGGGGCGCUCCUCUGCGACCGUCUCGGCCGCAAACGAAUAAUGAUGAUCGGCUUCAGCGGAUACCUAAUCUUCGGUCUAAUAAUCGGCUGCGCCUACGACCGCGUGACGAAGAUCGUCCCACUCUUCGUCGUCUUCUACGGACUCAUGCAGAGUUCGGGAAACUUCGGGCCGGGGAAUAUGCUAGGUCUCAUCUCGUCUGAGUCUUAUGCCACUGGUGUGCGCGGCACUUGCUAUGGGCUUUCGGCGGCUAUUGGGAAGGCUGGGGCUGCUGUUGGCACGCAGGCAUUCUUGCCUAUUAAGAGUCACUUGGGGAAUAAGUGGACUUUUAUUAUUGCUGCUAUUUGUGGGGUUGCUGGGGUUGUUGUUACUUGGGUUUUUGUGCCGGAUUUGUCGGGGGAGGAUCUCAGGGUUCGGGAUGAGAACUUUCGUGCUUAUCUUGUUUCUAAGGGUUGGGAUGGGGAUAUGGGGGAAGGUGAUUUGAAGGCGAUGGCUGAUCAGGGCGUGGGUUAUGGUGAGGCUGUUGCUGCUCCGCAGUUUACUAAGGGCUAG